This is a messenger RNA of Naegleria gruberi, 1257 nucleotides long. RefSeq lists its product as uncharacterized. Lineage: Eukaryota; Heterolobosea; Eutetramitea; Acrasida; Naegleriidae. The record is from RefSeq and is a predicted model, not a curated record. The transcript has a single exon. The coding region runs from base 1 to 1257 and encodes 418 amino acids.
AUGGGACUUGACCCUCUUAAUAAUUCUCACUCGUCAUCGUCAUCUUCAUCUUUGACUUCAGCAAAUAAUCUCGUAGUGGAGAACGAUGAUGAUGAAUCACUUAGUAGGGAAAUUAAUCAACAAGCUAAUAAUAUUCCUAUUGUUUAUUCAUCGACUUCUGUUGAUGGAUUGACAACGGUGACUACAACAACGAGUAUCCUUAAUCCUUUGGGAGUUACCUUUUCAACCUCAUCCGAUACAUUAAAUCAAUCAUCAUCAGUGGGAGAACCACAUCAACAAAACUUCAUUCCACCACCCGUUGGAGUGCCUAUUAAUCAUCUAGUACUCAGUAAUCAAAAUGGAAUAUAUGUAGGUUGCGAGAACCCAUACGCUACUCCAAGAAACAGAGAAACCGAACAAAUUGUUCAGGAUGAAGAAGAUCCAUUUGGCACUGAUAAUAUUGAUAUCCCAGAUGACGAAUUUAAUUCACAAUCAACACAAGCUCCUGCAACAGUAAUUGAAAUAAGCUCAAAUAAUCAACAUCCUCCUCUUAUCAUAGAUGAUGUACCUGGUGUUCAGUAUGGAUCUCAUCAUCAGGUUACACUCAACGAUGCAAACAAUAUUUCAAGUCGAGUCGUAACCACACCUCAGAAACACUUCUCUCCAGUCUCACAUAAUGAUGACUUUCAUGAUAUUGAUUUGGGAGGCCCAACACCAAGUCCUUCUAUUUCUACUCAGCCAUUCUUUUCCAAUCCAUUGUUUCCAAGAGGAUCCACUGCUUCAGACACAAUGUCGUUUCAGCAAACAAGCAGCCCAUAUUCGAAACCAGACCCACAUGCAUCUCCAUCAGCUAACAGAUACAGACCUUCCCUUGACCAACCAUUACCAGACAUUCCAACUCUUCAAGGUUCCCCAUCAAACAAUGAAAACUCAAUGUUUCGAACUGUAAAUCAACCAACAAUCACUAUACAUAUUACUGAAGAAAAUGGAGAUUAUGUUUCAGCAGUGGAGAAGAGAUUUUCCAAUGCAGUAAUUAUUAGUGUAGCCUUAUUCUUUAUAGGUUUACCAUUUCUUUCCUGUUUUCCUUUCCUUCUAUUAUUCCCAUACAGACAUUCAAGUGUUGCAAGAAUUAGGUCUCUAGGUCAUGUCAGUGUUGUAAUAUUCAACAUGUUGUGUGUUCUUAACUUGGUACUCUUGUUAUGUGUGAGUGUUCCGAUAUUCUUUGUAUUGAUAGUUAGUGGCAUAGCUUACUCAGGACCCUAUAAAGCAGAACAAUAA